UGCGCCAGGCCGAGGGCGGUCGAUGCGCCGCCUCCUUGCGCCCCUCGUCAGACGGCGGUGGUUACUGCUUCCGAGGUCAUUUGACUGGGGCCGCGUCUUUCGUGUGCGGACCCGGGGCGCGCCUGCAGGAGCUGAGCCAACCUGCGCCCAAACCUGGGGCAAAUGACUCCCUUCUGCCCUCGUCCAAAGCUUGGCUACCAUUUCCUUCCAUCUCUGCUCCGCGUGUUGUUUAACGGCGCGCGCAGCGCAAGGCCGCGGGCGGAGGCCGCAGGGCUCUCCCGGCCGGGCCAGCCCCUGGUGCCCGCCCCGCGGGGAGCCACGCAGCUCGCGGGGCUGCGGCCGCCGUCCAGCGCUCGCAAUCUGAGCCAAGGAUGCCGCGGCGCCAAGACACGAGUCGUCUCCCCCAGCAAGCGGCCCCGGCCUGCCGCGGAGGAGGGCGGCAUACGGCUCCGCUUUGCCCGGCUCUCGGAGCACGCCACCGCCCCGACCAAGGGGUCCGGGCGCGCCGCGGGCUAUGACCUGUACAGUGCCUACGAUUACACAGUACCACCCAUGGAGAAGGCCCUUGUGAAAACCGACAUUCAGAUAGCUCUUCCUUCUGGGUGCUACGGGAGAGUAGCUCCACGUUCAGGCUUGGCUGCAAAACACUUCAUAGAUGUGGGAGCUGGUGUCAUAGAUGAAGAUUAUAGAGGAAAUGUUGGUGUUGUACUAUUUAAUUUUGGCAAAGAAAAGUUUGAAGUCAAAAAGGGUGAUCGAAUUGCACAGCUCAUUUGUGAACGGAUUUUUUACCCAGAAAUAGAGGAAGUUCAAGUGUUAGAUGACACUGAAAGGGGCUCAGGAGGUUUUGGUUCCACUGGAAAGAAUUAAAAUUUAUGCCAAGAACAAAAAAUGAGAAAAUGUACUUUUUCCUUCAAAAUAAAAACUUUGCUUAAAGUG
This is a messenger RNA of Camelus dromedarius (Arabian camel), 936 nucleotides long. RefSeq names its product deoxyuridine triphosphatase (gene DUT). The coding region runs from base 163 to 867 and encodes 234 amino acids. The record is from RefSeq and is a predicted model, not a curated record. The transcript is spliced from 7 exons. Gene Ontology annotation, molecular function: dUTP diphosphatase activity; magnesium ion binding. NCBI's taxonomy places the organism in Eukaryota, Metazoa, Chordata, Mammalia, Artiodactyla, Camelidae. Gene Ontology annotation, biological process: dUTP catabolic process; dUMP biosynthetic process.